Molecule: messenger RNA, 1996 nt
Organism: Mycetomoellerius zeteki
Lineage: Eukaryota; Metazoa; Arthropoda; Insecta; Hymenoptera; Formicidae
Product: feline leukemia virus subgroup C receptor-related protein 2
Exons: 9
Coding region: 504-1949 (481 amino acids)
Biological process (GO): transmembrane transport; heme export
Cellular component (GO): membrane
Molecular function (GO): heme transmembrane transporter activity; heme binding
Source: RefSeq, a predicted model, not a curated record
UUCACAGUUUCAUAUCCGAAUCAUCGCGCUGGAAGGAUGUGCCGUCGCAUAUCGAGUUUUCCAGUGUCACAAAAUUCUGACGCGUGGAAAUUCUCACAUCGAUGGAAAACAUAUUACGUGUUAUUUAUACAUCUUUUCUCACAGAAACCCGAGGAGUAAAGUCAAUAUCACAAUACCAAAAUUCCCCGAUGUACAAUGCAUAAAGUUCAAUUUAGUAGCUUAUCUCGCGCGCGAAGUAAGAUAUAUUCUCUUGUUUCUUCUGGAACGACGUGUGUUCUCCAACGAAAAAUAAGGUAAAUUUGUCGUGUGCCAUUAAACAAGUCUAUCUGUACAACGGAAAUAUUACAAGACGAGCAGUUACAUUUUAUCUCAAUUUCAAUCAACACCACGGUUGCCAAGUCUCCAGAUUUCGACUGGAGACUCCAGUUUUCGGGACCAAUCUCCAGUUCCCCAGCAGACAGGAAAAAUCUCCAGUUCGCUCGUGUGGGAGAGUGAAAAUAAUAAUGGAAGAUAAAAGCCAAAGCGAGGUACUCACAGCAAAAGAUCCAACAAAAAUAACAAAGUCUGGCGAAUCAACCGACAUCGAACCAUUAAAGUUGAAAGUGUAUAAAAAGAGGUGGCUAAUGCUGAUCAUCUACAUGAUUUAUAAUGGAACGAAUUCUUCUCAAUGGAUAGAAUACUCGAUUAUAACCAACGUAGUCACUAGAUAUUAUGGAGUGUCUUCAAUGAUGGUUGAUUGGACCUCGAUGUCAUUUAUGGCAAUUUACGCAGUAUUUAUAUUUCCAGCGUCGUACGUGACAGACAAGUGCGGUCUGCGAUGGACCAUCAUCAUAGGGGCCGGUCUUAACUGUUUGGGUGCUUGGAUAAAAAUAUUGUCCGUUCAACCCGACAGGUUCUAUGUUGUUUUCAUUGGUCAUUCGAUAGUCGCACUCGCACAGACUAUGGUCCUACCGUUACCAGGACGUUUGGCCGCGCAAUGGUUUCCUCCAACCCAACUCUCAACCGCCACAUCUUUGGGUAUUUUUGGCAAUCAAGUGGGAAUAGCGUUGGGUUUUCUUUUAGGGCCUAUAAUAGUGAAAAAUCAUAACAAUCUGAAUGACAUAGGCGAAGAUUUGUCACGUUUAUGCUGGACAGUCGCAAUAAUUAGCACAAUUGUACUCGCUCUUGUGCUUAUACUAUUUCAGAACGAACCAAAAAUACCGCCGAGCGAGACGCGGGCACUGCAAAAAAUGAAUCGAAUGGAGAAAAGAGAAGAAUUCGUGGAGCCGAUUAAAAGGCUCUGCAGAAACAAAAACUACAUCAUGCUCUGUAAUUCCUAUGGUUUGAACGUCGCCGUGUUAAAUGCUGUGUCUACAUUACUGAAUCAGAUAUUCCUCGCACAUUUCGAGAAUGGAGAAGAAGAUGCAGGCAGAAUUGGCUUAGCGAUAACUCUCACCGGUAUGGUCGGUUCUGUUAGUUUUGGUAUCAUCCUUGAUAAAACGCAUAAGUUCAAACAAACUGCCAUGACUGUAUAUUUUCUUACAUUUUGUGGUCAAAUAUUAUUUGCAGUGUUUACUUGCAUGGGUAUAAAAUGGAUGGUAUACGUGUCGGCGACUUUCUUAGGAUACUUUAUGUCGGGAUAUCUGGCUAUGGGAUAUGAUUUGUGUACCGAAUAUACGUAUCCAGAGUCGGAAAAUAUACCUGCGGGACUUCUCAACAUAACAUCCGGCGUUUACGGCAUUAUACUCACUAUAUCGUUAGAAUUAUUAAUGAACACGUAUGGCGACAUUCCGGUGCACAUCGGAUUAUGCUCGGCUUUGCUGCUCGGUUUCAUUUUGACCGCUAUAACAAAAGACGAGCAGAGACGACAAGACGCGAGAAAGAAGGCUCAAUAUGAAGGAAUCGCGAGAAUUGAAAAGAACGUCGAUGGCGUUCCAGAAACGAAUCAACUUACUUAUAGCAUUACUUAAUUGUCACAAAUAAUCUUAUUAAAUCUUUUAAUACUAAUAAAUUUCGA